UUAAUCUUUUAAACAUUCACAUGUGCAGUCACGCCAAUAUGUAAGAGAUAAUUAUUACUCGCGAGAUGAUCUCGAGAUUAUUUUUUAUCAGUCGUGAUCACAAAGUUACUACAUUAUUAUGCGAUGUAACGUUAAUAAGGUAAUAGAAUUUCGCUCUCAAUUGAAAUAAGCCACGAUGAUCAUGCGCAAGAGAGCGAGAUAGCAUAUGCGAAGACACGAUCCUAUUACCUACUUCUCGGGCUUGUAUGUGGUCGAAAUAGUCAACCAUGGAAUAGUAUAGCUACGGACUCCGAUAGUGCCGGGUGUUAUAUUUAAGUUUGGUGAUACCGCGAGUUUUCUUCGCAUUUUGCGAACGUUUAUUUCCGGUGAUCUUAAUAACUGUUGAUCAAUUUUGCUUAAUCUACUUUUGAUUUACUUUCAUCAUUUUCAUACUGAUCUAAACGGAGUGGCAGAAAAAUCACUCUUUUAUCUAUACGUGGGUAAAAGAUGUUUAUAGUAGAUCACAUGAAGCUGUCGCGUAGACUACUGGAGCAUUAGCCGCACAACAUCGUUCUACAUUAUAAAAUGGUUUGUAUAUCCACCAUGCUGAGGGAAAAGUUUAACGCACUCCUCAAUGCAAUUUUAGCGUCCGAGUUUUGCUCUGGCAACCGGCCGCGAGAAUGAUGUAUAACACAUCGUGUUGUACUACUUAAAGCUUUGUCAGAAAGAGCUUAAAAUUUUCAAAAUUUAAAACUUCGAGAGUUUUAAAAACUUUUGAAAUUUAUUGAAGUGAAUAUUGAACGUGGAAAAUUUUUUUAAUUCGUUUAAUAACGCUAAAAUGUGCAAUAUCAUAGAUAAAGUGAACAAAUGUCUAAAAUGUAGCUAAAUGAAAUACAUACGUCAAUGCAUUUAGAUUACGUGCAUUUUAAAAAUCAUGGAACUCAAACACGAAUCUGUAUGCAUUACUGACAACUCUUAAACUGUCAGUGAUCCAUUCGACAGUUGCUUUCAGCAGAGAUCGAGAGAACCUUAAAGUACGCUGGCACAGCGAGGCGCAAAGUAUCUAAAUAUACCAUGGCUAUGUGUAUACAUACUGCAUCACCGUAUAGCAUGUUUAGAUCGUUGAGAAUAGCGGGGCAAUAACGCUAAUGUAACGGCAACAAUACGUAAAAGCAAAUUUAGCAUUGAUUUAUACCAGUAGAAACUUUUUCUAAUUAAACGAAAAUUAUGAAAAACUGUGGAACUGUUUAACAUCCUCUGUGUUCUUCCAUUUAUUGCCACUGUUAUGUAUCUAAAACUAUUGUUCUCUUUCAGAAUGGCCAAGAAAUGCUAUUUUUGUACGUCACUGUUGCAUUUAUGCCCAACAUCUUGGGAUUUCCAAAGAAAAUUCCUAUCGGGGGUUUAUUCGAUAGCGACGAGAUGAUUCAAAAAGCGUUCGAGAUGUCAGUCGAAGCGGUGAACAGAAACAUUACUACCUUCGAACAAGCCAUGAACGUAUCAUUAAUAUCCAAAUCCGAGAAAGUCAACAAGGAUACAUUCCAUGUAGCAAACAUAGCGUGCGAGUUGUUAAGUAGCAAAGUGGCUGGAAUAUUCGGUCCUCAGGAUAAAUCGACGGCAAGUCAUAUUCAAAGUAUGUGCGAUACUUUGGACAUACCUCAUAUUGCUGCCAGAUGGGAUCCCAAACCGAAACGUGGUAAUACGAUAAACCUGUAUCCACAUCCGGACAAACUCUCUAUGGUUUUUUAUGAUCUAGUAAAGGAGUAUAAGUGGAAGGAGUACGCAAUACUUUACGACAACACUGAUAGCCUGAUUCGCAUUAAUCGGCUACUAAAAUUGGCAAACGCAAAUACCGCGUCCGCGAUGGUGUUUCACUUGGGUAGCGGACCAAAUUUUAGGCAAGCCAUGAAAGAAGUCAAAAUGUCUGGCUACAGAAAUAUCAUAAUCGACUGCACGUACGAUAUUCUUGGCACUGUUCUCGAGCAGGCACAACAAGUUGGAAUAAUGUCAGAAAGGCAUAGAGUAAUUAUUACUUCUUUGGAUCUUCAAACUCUGGAUUUAGAACCGUACAAAUAUUCAGGAGUGAAUAUAACUGGCAUACGUUUAAUCGAUCCGGAAAGCUCCGUUGUACGACAUACACUUGAAUCUCAGCCUGUUAAAUGGAACUUGACGGACGGUUCCCACUUAAGGGUGGAAGCGGCACUCGCUUACGAUGCAGUGCAACUUUUCGCGAGUGGUUACACGCGACUACGCGACAGCAUCAAGGGAAACCUCAAGAAGCUAUUUUGCAACCGCAGGGAAACUUGGGGGCACGGCUUCAGCUUGAGUAAUUACAUGCGAAAUGAGCGAAUACAUGGAUUAACAGGCAUGAUAAAGUUUGAUACCGCAGGAUUCCGGAGCGAAUUCCAACUGGAUAUCGUAACUCUAAGUAAUAAAGGGUUGGAAAAGAUCGGAAAAUGGGAGACGAACCUUGGUAUACAUUGGAAAUCGGGAUAUAUAAUUUCUGAAGAAGAUGAAGAAAAAACAUUACGUGACACACAUUUUGUUGUCCUGAUAUCGUUAACAGAUCCGUACGGAAUGCUUAAGGAAUCAGCUUCUAUAUUGACUGGAAACGAUCGAUACGAGGGUUUUGCGGUCGAUAUAAUUCACGAAAUGAGCAAGAUCCUAGGAUUUAAUUACACCCUUGAAGUUCAGAUUGACAACGCGUAUGGAUCGUUAAACCCAAUGACGGGCAAGUGGGACGGCAUGAUAGCAAGACUACUAUCAGGCGAAGCAGAUUUAGCGAUCACGGAUUUGACGAUCACGUCAGAGAGAGAAAGCGCGGUGGAUUUUACAAGUCCGUUCAUGAAUUUAGGUAUAAGCGUUCUCUACAGAAAACCAACGAGCGCUCCUCCAAGCUUGCUGUCCUUCCUGGGGCCGUUCUCGAAGGAAGUUUGGCUGCACCUGAUCGCGGCGUACGUCGUCGUCGUGGCGGUGUUAUACAUUAUCGGCAGACUCUGUCCCAGAGAAUGGAAAAAUCCGUAUCCGUGCAUCAAAGAGCCGGAAGUAUUUGAAACACCCUUCACUUUGGAAGACACCCCGUUCCUCGUGAUUGGAGCUAUACUGAAGGCGCCUACCGGAUUAGCACCUGCAGGAAUUUCAACAAGAGCCUUGGCUGUUGCAUGGUGGUUCUUCGCUCUUAUCAUAACUUCGACUUAUCUGGCUAAUCUGGCAGCCGCAUUAGCUACAAAAUCCGUGGUAUGGCCCUUCGAGGUGGCGGAGCAGCUAGCUUAUCAACAUAAAAUUAAAUACGGCGCAAAGAAGAAAGGGUCAAGCCUCAACUUCUUCAAAGAUUCCUCGCAUGAACCGUACAUGAUUAUGUAUAAGUACAUGAUGGAUAAUGCUGACGAAGUGCUUCUGGAAACGAACGAGGACGGUGUGAGAAAGGUACAGCAAGAAAAUUACGCAUUUAUCAUGGAGUCCUCGACAAUCGAGUAUAACAAGCAGAGAAAAUGUAACAUAACGCAGGUCGGUGGUCUUUUGGACGCCAAGGGCUAUGGAAUAGCCAUGAGGAAAGGAGUGCCUUACCGCACGGAUCUGAGCGGCGCCGUAUUAAAGAUGCAAGAAAGCGGCAUGAUGAACGAGCUGCAGCUUAAAUGGUGGAAACAGAAGCGAGGUGGCAACGUGUGCGAAGAAAAACCGCCAGUCACGGUCGAACCAUUAAACUUUGAAGAUGUCGGUGGAGUGUUUCUAAUUAUGAUAAGUGGCGUUAUGUCGUCCUGGAUUUUCGCAGGAUUGUCGUUCCUGUGGAACAUUCGAAACAACGCGAUCAAACAUAACGUGUCUUAUAAAGAAGAAUUUCUAGAGGAGUUAAAAUUCUUAGCCAAAUGCACUAGGAAGAAGAUCGUCAAGAGAUGUUCCAUCGAGACACUUAAAAGCGAUAACACUGAUUUCUAACAAGUGCCAAGAGUUGUAUCUCUCUGCGGACAGCAAGUCUUAUGUGUAAAAGAGAAAUUAAUCCCAAUAAGACAGAAGUUACCAAAAAGUUUUCUCGGUUAUAACGUUAUUUAUAGAACACGAUACUUUGUCGGCUUAACAACCCUAAGGCAAGGUAAUGAAAACCGGAAAACGUCACGCAAGUUCUACGAAUGCAAGAAGUUUCAUGCAAGUUUCAAGAGACACAAUCAUAUCUCGAGCUAAGUGUCACGCGCAGCAAUGUGGCUGAUGUGCGUCUGUCCGACGCGAACUGCCCAGCUAUAACAAUAAGAAUCUCUUAGUAGAGAAUAAGAAAUCCGUAGUUUGAGAAUUAUAAAUUCUUAAGUUAACAACAGCAGAAGAAGAAAAUUUGUCACAUCUCUUGUGUCGAAAAGUGAGAAAUGAUAUUUUGGAAUUGUGAUUAAAAAUUGCGAAGGAAAGCGAAUUUUUAUCAUAUUUCUCAUGGUAAUAGACAAUACUAAAUAUUAUUAAACAGACAAAUAGACAAAAUUAAAAUUUGAAAUAAUCAAACGAAUAAAUAUAUAGCGCGCGCGCACACACACACAAGUUGAUAUCCUGAUAUUUGUAGAUAUUUAUGCAGUCAGGUACGACUGGCGUUUUGUCCAUUUUACAUGGGGCAUCAUUUUGUUAUAAAUACAAUGUACAUCCGUGGGUAUAGUCAUCCGUGCGUGAUCGAGGCAACAAAGAUCCGGUGGGAAGAUACGCGCAGCGGCGCAUAAUCGCUGCUGGAUAUCCUCGAACGAACGCGGGAUCUGCUCUCCGGCUGUUAAACGAUCAAAGUCGCGCACUCUCCGCCGGGAAUUCGCCUCCGGUUUGCGAGAGAGUCGCACGGUUCGACCGAUGACACAGACCCUCAGGAAUCUCCGAGCGCUACGUCGGAGAGGGACAGCGUCCGAUGGAGAACCGCGGACAGCGGUGCGCGCAUCCCCGCGAGAGACACAUCUCCGUCGGCCACGUUAUUCAAAGGCGCAGCAUCCGGCCGGGUCCGCUGCGGAUGAGCUGCGCGGGUGGGGAAACGCGCCCCGCUCGCAAGAUAGUAUUAAAAGGCCAUUAAGCGGCACGACAUGACGUACGGCUUUGUGCACGCGUGCACGAAGCCGAGAAGAAUCGCCGGCAAACGAAAGUUCUACCUGCCUGCUUGCCUGCCUGCUUGCCACUCGCCCCCCCUCGCCCUGCAUCAGGAAGAAGGCAUCCAGGAUACGUGUGUAGCAACAAGGAGAAAAAUGAGAGGAGGAAAGAGAGGCGUAAUAUCUCAUAUACAUGUAUGUUUUAAUUUUUUUCUACUUUGCACCACGAAUUUCAAUAUUUACUUUUGCAUCGUUAACAUCGAGUAGACGCUUUUCUUGAAAUAGUCUUUUGAUAAUAAGUACCUAUAGGAGAUCAGCUGUUUACCUGAAACAGUUUGGAAAAUGUUGCUCUUCCUUGAACUUCAAGUAAUCUUUAACGAAACUUAAUUUCAUUCGAAAGUUGGCGAUAAGCGUAUCUAAAAGUUUCGAUAUUGCAAAGUUAGAAAAUGCAACGUAUAAGACAAAAUUUUUGUUCAGAAGGAAAACACAAAGUUUGGAUAAUCCCGGUGCCAAUAUCACACCAUCACCGUCGGUUAAUAAAACCUUAAAUAAAUUCGCGAAAUAUAUUUCAAACACGUUCUUUUUUGUUUCGUUCACUUGGUCCUUCAGGUAUAGUUCACUGCGAAAUCUCAUCACGGCAUGGCACGACUCGACAUGUUAAGGACUCUAUACCGAAAUGCUGAACGAAACGCGCACGUUCGUUGGAUCAUUAAUCGUCGUUAUCACGACGACAAAGCGAAAUUAGUGGCCGCGCCUAGCACGGCUGAGGAAAAUUAGGGAAGAUUAACGUGCAUUACCUGCGUUCCGUUACACACGUCUACGGUACGGUAGAAUGAUACGAGGCGUGAUACGAGGUGCAAAUAUAUACUUCGCGCGUGAAUCUUAAUGUUCACGGGUCUACACUUUCGAUGCGUCACCUUGUGCUUAGUUUUACUGGUAGCUUUAUUUAUACCAGCGUAUUGUCUCACUUAAUUGCCGGCACUCUCAUUCGCACCAAUGAGACCGCGGAUGCAUCCAAAUUAUCCGGUUCUUUAUUUAUAUAUUUCAAAUCGUUUACCUUUUUACUUAAUUAUGCGCAUUCAAACGUGCUAUCUCGUCUACGAUCAACAUUUUUUUCUGCACGACGCAAGAUUCCAACUUCAAUUUACCGAAUUUCGACGGCUGGAUGCAUUUUGUAUUCCAAUAGGAGUAAUAAACUAUUGUAGUUAGCCAAGACAUGACAGAAACUCAUGAAUAUUCUUCCUUUGUUAUAACCCUAGUGUUUUCCCUCUUCUCUAUUCAUAACUGCAUGCAAUUAAAUAGCAAUUUAACUCACUAAUUACAACUUAACUCUCUGUUAUAACAGCGCAGACUACCAGUUAUUAAAUAACGACAAAUAUUAAGUAAAGUAUUAGCAUGAAAAUAGCUUAUGUAACAAGUUGAAUGGAUUUUCAGGAGUGCCGGCAGCAAACGACACAGGCCAGAUUCAUGCAUGUGGAUAGUCACAAACCGUUCUAAAAUUCAAUUCCAAUUCCAUUGCAAUAAAAUAGAAUAAAAAGCACUCGAAUGUAAC
Molecule: messenger RNA, 6570 nt
Organism: Ooceraea biroi (clonal raider ant)
Lineage: Eukaryota; Metazoa; Arthropoda; Insecta; Hymenoptera; Formicidae
Product: glutamate receptor ionotropic, kainate 2
Biological process (GO): monoatomic ion transport
Cellular component (GO): membrane
Molecular function (GO): ligand-gated monoatomic ion channel activity; signaling receptor activity
Source: RefSeq, a predicted model, not a curated record